AUGCCGGUUCGCAAGCCCUCGCGCUAUGGCUCAAAUGUGAAAUUCAAUAAGAAUACCUUGCGGAAACGAACGAAAACGGUCGAUGCUUCCUCGCUGCGCGCUACUGAAGGAACGUCUCAAGAUGAGAAGAUCGAGGCAAUUCGGCAUGCCAACAGCAUCGAUGAGGCCAUGGGCUUCCCCCGGUACGACUCCGGAAAGAAAAGAGUUGGCUGGCUUUAUAACAUGCACAGCACCUCUAUCGAGGACUCGAAAACACCCGGAGGCCGCGCAGGUGUCGAUUUCUACUUCAUCGGCGACGAUGGGGAGAACUUCAAAGCGGCUGUCGAGUACGAUCCAUAUUUCUUGCUGGCUGUCAAGCGCGGGAGAGAAGCCGAAGUGGAAGAAUGGUGUAAGAGAAUGUUCGAGGGGCUUGUCAAGGCUGUCAAUCGGGUCACAAAGGAAGACUUGCAGAUGCCCAAUCACCUCCUUGGCUACAAAAGAACAUUCCUGCAGCUCACCUUUGCCAACGUGUCCGAUUUGUUGGCCGUUCGACGAACAGUGAUGCCCAUUGCAGAGAAGAAUAGAGAGAAGGUCAACGCAAUGGACACAUAUGCCGAGGUGGCGAGUGCUACGGCUGGCUUUGACGUCUACGAUGAAGAGCAAGCCUACGACACUAGGCCGAACACGAUUGCCGAGGCCAGCGACCACGUUGUCGACAUCCGAGAGUAUGACGUUCCCUACCACGUUCGUGUCACAAUUGACAAGGACAUCCGCAUCGGAAAAUGGUACACGGUCGAAGGCAAGCACGGUACGGUCACCUUGACAUGUCUCGAGGAACGCUUGACGCGUGCGGAUCCUGUCGUGCUUGCCUUCGAUAUUGAAACGACAAAAUUACCUCUGAAAUUCCCAGACCAGCUCGUCGACCAGAUUAUGAUGGUCUCUUACAUGAUUGAUGGGCAAGGUUUUCUCAUUACAAACAGAGGGAUCGUAUCAGAAGAUAUUGCGGACUUCGACUAUACCCCGAAAGCUGAGUAUGAAGGGCCUUUUAUGAUUUUCAACGAGCCCGACGAACGCGCCGUCAUAGAGCGGUUUUUUUCGCACAUCAAGGAAGCCCGACCUACUGUCAUUGCAACGUACAACGGAGACUUUUUCGACUGGCCUUUUGUUGAAGCCAGAGCUAGCGUUAAUGGGAUCGACAUGUACGCCGAGAUCGGAUUCCGGAAAAACAGCGAGGACAUCUACCAAAGCGACUACUGUGUUCAUAUGGACUGCUUCGCUUGGGUCAACAGGGACAGCUACCUGCCUCAGGGGAGUCGAGGCCUAAAAGCCGUCACGGUCGCCAAGCUUGGAUAUGAUCCGGAUGAACUCGACCCCGAGCUAAUGACACGUUAUGCCAGUGAGCGUCCUCAGGUCUUGGCAGAGUAUUCCGUUUCCGACGCUGUGGCCACCUACUAUCUGUACAUGAAAUACGUACACCCUUUCAUUUUCUCGCUUUGCACAAUUCUACCGUUAAGCCCUGAUGACACCCUACGGAAGGGCACUGGGACGCUUUGCGAAAUGCUUUUGAUGGUGCAGGCGUACCAAAAGAGCAUCGUCUUGCCGAACAAGCACAAAGAACCCCGGGAAGCUUUCUGGGAGGGUCACCUCCUGGAGUCAGAGACAUACGUUGGGGGACACGUGGAGAGCAUUGAAGCUGGUGUCUUUCGAGCCGACAUACCGGUUAACUUUGCCAUCGACACUACCGCCAUCGAUGAGCUUAUUCGCGAUCUCGAUGCAGCCUUGCAGUUUUGCAUCACUGUUGAGGAGAAGAAAUCACUUGAAGACGUUACGAAUUAUGACGAAGUACGAGCGCAGAUUUUUGAGAAGUUAAAUAACCUGAAGCAUACACCCAACAGAAACGAACGACCCCUUAUCUACCACUUGGACGUGGCGUCGAUGUACCCUAAUAUCAUGACAACGAAUCGGCUUCAGCCUGACUCCAUGAUCUCAGAAUCUGACUGCGCGGCUUGCGACUUCAACCGCCCUGGGAAGACAUGCGAUCGACGCUUGCCCUGGGCAUGGAGAGGCGAAUUCUUGCCCAGCAAACGAGACGAAUACAACAUGAUUCGCAGGGCGGUGGCGAAUGAGACUUUCCCCGGCAGAGGUCCCAGAGCGCCGAGACGGACAUUCCAAGAAUUGUCUUUGGAUGAGCAAGCUGCCAUGGUACGGAAACGGUUGCAGGAGUACUCGAAAAAGAUAUACCACAAGAUCCACGAUUCGAAGACCAUUGAACGAGAAGCCAUCAUCUGCCAACGAGAAAACCCCUUCUAUGUCGACACCGUGCGGGACUUCCGCGAUCGCCGUUACGACUUCAAGGGCAAACAGAAAGUCUGGAAAGGCAAGACGGAGGCACUGAAGUCAUCGGGAGCGCCUUCGCAUGAGGUCGAGGAAGCCAAGAAAAUGAUCGUGCUUUUCGACUCCCUACAGCUGGCUCAUAAGGUUAUUCUCAACUCUUUCUACGGCUACGUCAUGCGAAAAGGAUCCAGGUGGUACUCCAUGGAGAUGGCAGGCGUUACGUGUCUCACAGGAGCGCACAUCAUUCAAAUGGCUCGAGAGCUCGUCGAGAGAAUUGGGCGACCAUUGGAGUUGGACACCGAUGGUAUCUGGUGCAUGCUUCCCGCGACUUUUCCGGAGAAUGUGGUGUUCACUUUAAAAAAUGGGAAAAAGAUGGCAAUCUCAUAUCCUUGCGUGAUGCUUAAUCACUUGGUGCAUGCACAAUAUACCAACCACCAAUAUCAGACACUUAUCGAUCCAACCACAUUCAGGUAUGAGACGCACAGCGACAACUCGAUUUUCUUCGAAGUCGACGGUCCUUACAAAGCCAUGAUUCUGCCAACAUCAAAGGAAGAGGACAAGAAUCUGAAGAAACGCUAUGCUGUCUUCAACCACGAUGGCAGCCUUGCAGAAUUGAAAGGGUUUGAGGUCAAGCGACGGGGUGAAUUGAAGCUUAUCAAGAUCUUCCAGACUCAGAUAUUCAAGUUCUUCCUGGAAGGGACCACCUUGGCAGAAACGUAUGCAGCGGUGGCUCGAGUCGCUAACCGUUGGCUUGAUGUUCUGCAUUCCCACGGAUCCACACUAGCGGACGAGGAAUUGAUCGACUUGAUCUGUGAGAACAAAAGCAUGGCCAAAACCCUGGAGGAGUAUGGGGCACAGAAGUCCACGUCCAUAACGACGGCGAAGCGCUUAGCCGAGUUUCUAGGAGACCAGAUGAUCAAGGACAAAGGUUUGAACUGCAAGUACAUCAUCUCGGCGAAGCCCCGAAACACUCCCGUCACGGAACGGGCCAUUCCCGUCGCAAUCUUCUCAGCCGACGAUGGUGUCAAACGGUUCUUUUUGCGGAAGUGGCUGAAGGACGACCCUGCGGACAUGGAUCCAAGGACCGUCAUUGACUGGGACUACUACCUCGAGCGUCUUGGUUCUGUCAUUCAGAAGCUCAUCACGAUCCCUGCUGCUCUGCAAAAGGUCAGAAACCCCGUUCCGCGUGUUUCCCACCCGGAUUGGCUCCAGAAACGAAUCAUGGCGAAGGACGACAAAUUCAAGCAGAAGAAGAUUAAUGAUCUCUUCGAAAAGCGCCCGCUUGCUGAGCGGUCAGUCAAUCUGCUGGACCACCGGCUUCCCGCGACAGGAGAUAUUGAAGACGCCCUGAGUUCUCAGCUAAAGUCGCCGGUACAUCCGCUCAAGCCUCCAAAGCGAAAAGCUGAGGAAUCGGCAAAUCAACCUCUCGUUGAUCCCCUUGCGUCCCUUGCAUUGACAUCUCCAGCAAUCGAUGAAGACUAUGGGGGCUGGCUCCAACACCAGAAGAAGAAGUGGAAGCUACAGAAGCAAGCAAGAGCCCGCCGGCGUCAAUUGUACGGGGAGAGGCCAAACGUGGCCGGCGACUCCAUCGGCAGCUUUUUCCGCAACCAGGCCGAGAUGAUGUAUACCAACACAUGGCAUGUUCUCCAGCUGCGUCAAGGCGAUGCACCAGGUGAAGUAACGGCUUUCGUCCUUAUUGGCAAAAGGAUCCAACCAUUAACCGUCAAGGUGCCCCGGACACUGUAUCUCAAUCUGAAGGGUGAAGAGCUCCCUAACGUGGAAAUACCAGGAUGUGAUGUUGAGAAGGUCAAUCACGCACUGCCUAAUGGCCAUCAGUCGGUGCACUUGUUUCAACUGACCAUGUCCGAAGACACCUAUUUGCGGGAAGCGGAGUUGAUUUCCUUGUUGUGCAACCACCCCAGUGUCGAAGGCGUCUAUGAGCGGCAGCUUCCGCUGUUCAUGCGAGCACUGCUGAAGUUGGGGAAUAUGUGCACCUUUGAUGACAGUCAGAAAGGUGUUCUCGGGACAGGUCUUGACCAAGGUUUUGACCUGUCGGCCCUCCUCAGAGGUGGUACACAGUCUACCUACCUGGAAGAUGUAGCCUCUCUAGGCUAUAUCUACCUGUACCACGUCGCAGUGGGGGACAGACAUGUUUUUGCACUAUUCUCGACAACCAAGCCAGAAGCUCACCUUAUUGUUCUGAACCGGGGGCGAGACGCUCAGCUUCCCAACGCCGACAAGAUUUAUGCUGAACACUACCGUCAGAAACUUCAAGACGACGGCUUGGUUGAAAGUGUCUUCGGGUAUCAGCCCAGCAUCAGCUUCAAGGUGUCCCAAGUGGCAACGAAAAGAAAAGCACAUCUUGAGCUGGCCGACAUUUUGAAGAAAUGGCGCUCGGACGCAACGAAGCCGACGAUCCUUCUGUUGCAGACCGCCUCGCACAACCAAUUGGUGCACGAUGUCCGCAUCAUGAGGGAUUUCCCGAUACUGUACUUGCCCACCGAACAAGCCGAUGUGGAUCUACCCACAUUGGGCUGGCAGGGCCAUGCCUUUAAACAGGUUAUGACCCAUUAUCUGAAUGUAUCUGGCUGGUUGACGCAUCUGAUCGAGCUUGCGCGAUACGGUGACGUGCCGUUGUGCAAUCUUGAGAAGGACGAUCCUCGUUUCCUCAUCGACUUGGCCUACGCUAGGCGGUUGCAGAGAAGCAACGUAGUGCUGUGGUGGUCUGAUCAGCCUCGUCCCGAUCACGCCGGCCACGAACGCGACGACAUCUUAGGCCCGCUGACCGAGGUGGUGGAGAUGCCCUCCAUCAACCAUCCUGGCGCCUAUACUUCCGUGUGUGUCGAUAUCUCGGUGCAGAACUUGGCUAUCAACACCAUCCUGACCUCGUCCAUCAUCAACGAGCUUGAGGGAUCAGCCGAGUCGAUUGCUUUUAACCCGGCAGCUGACGAAGAGAACCCGCUUGACUCGAACGUGGUCAAAUCUAAUGGUGGUUUUGCACAAGCUGCGUUGGAAGUUCUUCGCGAAAUGGUGAAGUCAUGGUGGGCAGAAGCUUGUCAUGGCAACAGACUUGCGGAUGUCAUGGUUCAACAUUUGGUCAGAUGGGUAGAGGCGCCAGCUUCAUCUCUUUACGACCGGCACCUGCACUAUUACAUUCAGAUGAUGUCCAAGAAGGCUAUGCAACAACUCAUUACCGACUUGCGACGUGUCGGUUCACAUGUGGUAUUUGCGAGUCCGACACGACUGCUUCUGCAGACAUCCAAGCAGGAGGUGGAAAAUGCUUACGCGUAUUCGCAGUACAUCCUGAAGUCCAUCCAACAGAAGCCUCUCUUCCACUUUCUGGGACUGGAGGUCAAGGACUACUGGGACAUUCUGCUCUGGUAUGACGCAUACAAUUACGGCGGUAAAGGCACCUCGACAGUCACAGAAGAAACGAACAGCUCCAGCCUGGAGACUGUGGUCCAUUGGCAGCUCUCACAAUUCCUGCCAGUGUCACUGCAGCCCAGUUUCGAGGACUGGGUGAUCAUCUUCAUUGAACUGAUGCAGAAAUUGAAGAGACCACCCCCUGAUGGUACUCCGUUCACACCUCGAGCCACACAAUUGCCCUCUGGCUUUAUCAGCUUGACCGAAGAUCCCACCAGCACGGAGGUAACGACAGUUCUGCAGGACGACUUUUCCAAGCCGCUGAAGAAGCAGAUCACCAACCUGAUCCGACGGCAACGCGAAGAAUUGCUUCAUCCAGAACUUGCCAGCGACUGGACAUUCCCUUCUCUCCCUGGCGGCACACUCGAAUCAAGCGACCCACGGCAUCCUCGUGAUCCUGUGCUGGAGCUGGUCAAGUCACUCAUGCAGAUCAUUUCCUUGUCGAAGCCUCUUCAACUCGAAGCUCGGUUGCUCCGUAAAGAGCUCCUUGCCCUCUUCGACGUCCGCGAAUUCAGUAAGGAAGCGCGCUUCGAGAAUCCCAGCGCGGCUCUCCGCUUCGAAGGCCUCGUCUGCGACACAUGCACUGCGACUAGAGAUCUGGAUCUGUGUCGUGACGAAGACGUCUUGCCCAGUGUCAACGAGAGUGGUGAAGAAGUGAGCAAUAAACCCUGGAGGUGCCACAGCUGUGGGACAGAAUUCAACAGGAUCGUUCUUGAGGAAGAACUCAUCGCAAGGAUCCAAGCCAUGCUGCUCCGGUGGCAGAUGCAGGACAUCAAAUGCAAGAAAUGUGGUGUACUGCAGAGUGACGAUUCGUCGUUCGCGGAUCAUUGUUCAUGUGGGGGACACUGGGUUGGCACGGUGGAGCUGGGAGAUGUCAAGGACAAACUGAGCGUGACAGCGCGAGUGGCACAGUCCUAUGGCCUGAAGAUGUUGACUGGUGUGAUUGAAGGCGUCAAAACGAUGUGCAUGAUUUCAUGA
Molecule: messenger RNA, 6714 nt
Organism: Cladophialophora yegresii CBS 114405
Lineage: Eukaryota; Fungi; Ascomycota; Eurotiomycetes; Chaetothyriales; Herpotrichiellaceae
Product: DNA polymerase epsilon catalytic subunit A
Exons: 1
Coding region: 1-6714 (2237 amino acids)
Biological process (GO): DNA replication proofreading; leading strand elongation; DNA replication
Cellular component (GO): epsilon DNA polymerase complex; nucleus
Molecular function (GO): single-stranded DNA 3'-5' DNA exonuclease activity; DNA binding; nucleotide binding
Source: RefSeq, a predicted model, not a curated record